Molecule: messenger RNA, 966 nt
Organism: Arabis nemorensis
Lineage: Eukaryota; Viridiplantae; Streptophyta; Magnoliopsida; Brassicales; Brassicaceae
Source: the annotation of a GenBank genome assembly
AUGGAUCGUUGGUCGGGCGUUUUGAAGAUUCCGUUGGAUGCUAGUACUAUCAACUACUACAGAGUUGCAGCAUCUCUUUGCCUUUCUUCUUCUUCUUCCAAAACCGUAACUCAACUGCCUUCUGCAAAUGCAAUAUUCUUUCAUGGGGAUAGAGUUCGAGAGACUGGGAAUCAUGCGAUUGAGAGGGUUUAUGAUUUGCAGAAAGUAGCUGAGAUUAUAGUUUCUAAAUUUGGAAACUCUGUUAAUGCUUGGGUUGUUGAAGCUUCUUUGUAUAAUGGACCUUUUGCGGUUUACAAGGACUUUGUUCCAUCAGUGAAUCAAUGGGGAGAACCAAAAUCAUAUUCCUCUAUUGGCUUCCCAGCUUCUUCAUCGAUUUUAUCCCUUUUAUCCAGUUUCCUUAAGGAGGCAAAGAGUCUCAUUUUGAAGGAAGGUAAAGAAGUGUGUUUGAUACAUCACUGUCCCAGAACAGUUGUUCUUGGGUUUAGCAAGGGUGGAGUUGUGAUGAACCAGCUUCUGAGUGAGAUCAGUUCUUUGGAUACAAACUUUGCGGAAACUUCAUGUGGAAUUGAAGAGCCUACGAGCCAACAUGAAAAGAUUCAGAUCAUACCAGCCUCAAUAGAAAACUUCCUGAACAGUAUUUCUGAAGUUCAUUAUAUCGAUGUAGGAUUGAACUCUUCUGGUGCCUACAUCACUGAUCACAGUGUCGUGCAGAGAAUCUCACAGCGGAUUGCACGAGGAGCCAACUCGGUACGCAUUUUCAUUCAUGGGACUCCCAGGCAGUGGUGUGACGAGCAGCGUGGCUGGAUUCUCAGAGAAAAAGAUGAGCUGGUUCGCUUGCUCAAAUCCGGAGCUGAAAAUUCCGGUGGGAAACUACAAGUCCAUGAAAGGUUCUAUUUUGCUGACAGGCUUCCGGAUAUGCAAAUGCACUUUGAGAUAAUUGACGCUAUGGAUGUCUCGUCAGCAUGA